CAGGUAGGACGCUGAUAAAAGGUUGUCGAUCUCGGCUUUUACACCAGCCGAUUGCAUUUGCUUGAAAGUUUCUAAAGCAUCCUUAUCAAAUCUACAUCGUGUCAUUGUAUGAAUGUCUUAAAUCUGGAAAUACCCUACUGCCUUCAUUUGCCAAGCCGAUUUCUCCGAAUUUGCAUAUAACUCCCAUGUCGUGGAUGUGAUUUGUCUCCUACACAAAAAGCAUAUGUUCAUACCCUUUUCAAAAGUUCCCAAUUUUACAUAGGCGGGGAGGACACAGACAAAGGUUUUGGAGUCUGGUCUUACACAAUUCGACUACUGCAUUUGCUUGAAAGUUUCUAAAGCCUCAUCAAUAAUUCUGUUUUACCACGUAGCCUGCAAUCAUUGUAUUCUAGGAGAUGACAUCUCCAUGAGGCGUUUUGUCAACUGUUCAUGUGUUUUGUUAAUGAUUCUACGUUUUGGCGUACAUUUCCAACUGCAGUAUGUGAUAAAAAAACUCCCUACCUUUAUGCUUGAUGGAUGUCCAUACCCUUUUGCAGGGCUCUCAUGUCUGCACAUGCGGAAGGAUACCAGUUACAGGUUGUGGAGAAUGUUGUUUGAAAGCCUCUUCAGCCAAGCCUUUUGGAAUCUUGCAACGUUGCAAACUCUAAGACAUGGCAAUCUUUGAGGCAAUAUUAUGAGAUUGGAGGAGAUUAAUGUUUACGGUUUCAAAAUGGAGACACAAGCAAGGAAAAGAGGCUAGACUCAAAGUGUUACAAGGCAAACUAUAGGACCUCGGAGCAUACGAAAGCUCUCUGUGGAAACUACAAAUGGGUUCACAACAAUUUGUAUCAUGAUGACAGCAAGGCCCAUGGGAAUAGGGAGGUCGGACCAUUGUGGGGGAAAAUAUAUAAAUUUUGGCUUCUUUCUAGAGUGGAGAUUUCAGUUUUAUGAUGUCUACUUGUAAAUAUUCUAAUGUAGUGGAACCGGUAAGGAAGCUAAAGAAGAAAGAUGGGUUUAUAAGAACCAAAGGAAAUGAUGGAAAAUGUGCUUUGCCAGAUAACAGUCCCCCUGUAACAGCUAGGGCCAAAGGAACAAAAUCCCAAUAUCAAAGAAGAGAAAUGUUGCAAUCCUGUAAAGAAGGCUUGCCAAGUCUAAAAAAACAGAAUAGGGCAAUAUUGGGUGGAGAAGUCAAUUCUGAACCUUUUAAAGUUAGGCACCCUUAUUCAACAAAGAAUUCAAAAUCCUUUAAGGAUAAGGCCUCUAAAUAUCCAUUUGUAAAUUCUUCACAGUUGAAAAUCAAUGCUGCAGCAACAGUUUCUGCCAAGUUGAUGAAGAAGCCAACCAAGGUAAUCAACAGAGUAAACUAUUAUUCUAACCCACCUGUUAUAGAUGACAAUAUUGAGUAUAGUCUUCUCACUUCUGAAAUAAGUGACCAAGAGUUGCUAGAUUUGAAUUUGCUCCCUGACGGACUUCAGCAACACAAAUUGACUGUGACACCUGUUUUUACACCAAAGAAAUCUGAAAGACCUAUUGUUGGAGGAUUUUAUAGUUUUGAUGGAUCCAGGUUCAGUCCAAUGGAAGAGGCUUCUCUAAUCCUUCAUAGCCCUAUUGCAGAUGCAUAUUCCAUAGGUUAUUAUUCUAAUUCAAGUGUAGUGAGUGAUUCAGCAAAUACAGAUGAUGAUUUUGAUGGUAAUUUUCACAGUUCUGGAUCAAAUGAACAAGACCUGUUAGAUUUGAAUUCACUAACGGAUGGGUAUGUCAAUACUCCUCUUUCUACACCAGAGAAAUCUGAUAGAGGAUUUGAUAGCUUUGAUGGCUCCAAGUUCAGUCCAAUUGAAGAAGCUUUGCUUGUUCUUAAUAGUCCAAAUGAAGAUAUGUUUUUAACUCCUCUUUCUUCAAAAGAAACAUCUAAGAGAGUUUCUGUUAGAGGAUUGCAUAGCUUCGAUGGUUACAAUUUCAGUCCAAUUGAAGAGGCUUUGCCUAUUCUUAAUGGGCCAAUCAAAGAUCCAUUUAUUUCUUCUGUUUCUACUGGCGUGAUAUCAGAGAAUACGCCCACAUACAUGCUUCCUAUACCAGAUUGCAUUUGGAAUGCAGACUCAACAGUAUCAUUGCAGUCAAGUCCCACACAAUGUUUUGAUCCAUGGUCUGAGGAAACAAAGAGCACUUCAGAGAAUGGGGCCUCAUAUGAUAAAUGCUCUUGGAAGGGUAGCGAGUCUACUGACUCAUGUUUCUUUUACAGUUCUAAAGCAGAUAGAAUGAAGCCCUCGCGUUUAGCAUCACAGUGGACAACAGAUACUUCUGCAUUAACAAUUUCUAAGAAAAAGAAGCAGCGCAUAAAUGACAUUGGUGAAGUAGAAUGGUUUUCUAAUCUAAGAUUUCUGAGUGAUUCAGCAGUUGUAGAUGACGAAGCUGGGUGGGGUCUCCUCAGCUCUGGAACUAGUGAAGAAGAAUUGUCAUCUUUGAAUGUUCUCCCUGUUGGACUCUUUCCAAAGAAAGAGAUUAUUACUUCUACUUCUACAACAGAGAAACCAAAAAUAGUCAUAGCUGGAGGAAUUCAUAGCUUUGAUGGGUCUAGGUUUAGUCCGAUCGAACAGUCUUUCCUUAUUGUUAAUGACCCGAUUGUAAAUGAAUAUGCUUGCAAUACUGAUAAAGGAGGAGAAACAUCUCAAGUUGUUGAACUCAAAGGUAAACAUGAUUUUUGUUCUUUAUUGGAGGCAGAACUACUGGAUGAAAAGACCCAAAACAAAAAGCUGGAUCGGAUAUUAAAGUUACAAACAGAUCUACUGGAAGUAAAAGCACAAAUUAAAUAUCUGGGAUGGUUGUUGGAGAGUUCCCUAAGGAGGGCGGACAUGUUGCUUGCUAUCAAAGCUUGCAAGACAGGAUGAGCUAGUUACAUAGUGUGGCAGAGGGAGGCAAAUUUUUUUGUAUGCAGUCACCAUUUUCCACCAUUGGCGAGAUGUUUAUGAUGUUUUCUCCAGCCCAUGUUGGAUAUGAUGUAAUUAUUUAAUCCAGAUGCCAAGAAGAAAAGCCAUGCAUUAAUUUCAGCCAUUCUAGCUAAUACUGCAAAAGAAAAAUCUGACUAGCAAAUGGCCUUGCAUUUUGCGUCGCAGCAUUCUUGUGUUCAUGUUCAGGUUUCCGUUUACUGGAGACGCAUUGCAUGUACCUACUGAGAUCAUUUGGGAAUGAAUGCCCUGAAGAGGGGAA
This is a messenger RNA of Cryptomeria japonica (Japanese cedar), 3183 nucleotides long. RefSeq lists its product as uncharacterized. Lineage: Eukaryota; Viridiplantae; Streptophyta; Pinopsida; Cupressales; Cupressaceae. The record is from RefSeq and is a predicted model, not a curated record. The coding region runs from base 927 to 2864 and encodes 645 amino acids. The transcript is spliced from 4 exons.